Messenger RNA from Zonotrichia leucophrys gambelii, 3226 nucleotides. RefSeq names its product SHC adaptor protein 2 (gene SHC2). Gene Ontology annotation, biological process: cell surface receptor protein tyrosine kinase signaling pathway; intracellular signal transduction. Bases 130 to 1926 code for a protein of 598 amino acids. Gene Ontology annotation, molecular function: receptor tyrosine kinase binding. The transcript has 12 exons. The record is from RefSeq and is a predicted model, not a curated record. Gene Ontology annotation, cellular component: plasma membrane. Lineage: Eukaryota; Metazoa; Chordata; Aves; Passeriformes; Passerellidae.
GGGGCCGGGCGGGCGGCGGAGCAGCGCUCUCCCCAUGACAUCAGCGCGGCGCGGCCCCGGGGGAGCGGGCGGGGGGUGGGAGCCGGCGCGGCGGCGGCGGCGGCAGCGGAGCGGAGCGCGGCCCCGGGCAUGCUCCCGGAGCCCAAGUAUGAUCGCUUCCGCGACGAGCCGCUGACCGCCCCCAUGCCGUCGCCGGCCCCCGCGCCGUGCCCCGCGGCGGGCGAGGAGCCCGAGCACGGCACCACCUUCUGCGCGCUGCUGCCGCGGAUGCCGCAGUGGAAGUUCCCCGGCUCCAGCGGCUUCCUCGGCCGCGGCCCCGCCGGUGCUUCCCGGGACGCCCCCGCCGCGGCGGCGGAGCCUCCCUCGGGGCUGGCCGCCGUGCUGGGCGCCUGCGAGCCGCUCUGCGCCGCGCCCUGCGCGCUACCGGGCGGCGGGAGGGCGCGGGGAGCGGCGGGGCGGGCGCGGGGCGCGGCGGCGGCACCGGCACCGGCGGGGGCCCGGCCCGGCGGGGAUGAGUGGAGCCGCAAGGGCAGCUUCAUCCGCAAACCGGCGCAGGGCUGGCUGCACCCCGACGAGAGGGUGCUGGGGCCCGGUGUCUCCUACAUUGUCCGGUACAUGGGGUGCAUUGAGGUGCUGCGCUCCAUGAGGUCCCUGGACUUCAACACGCGGACUCAGGUCACCAGAGAAGCCAUCAACAGACUGUACGAGGCGGUGCCGGGUGUGAAGGGCAUCUGGAAGAAGAAGGCUCCCAACAAAGCCCUGUUCUCCAUCCUGGGCAAGAGCAACCUGCACUUCGCUGGCAUGAGCAUCGCUGUCAACAUCUCUGUGGAUGGGCUGAACCUCAUGAUCCCCACCACUCGCCAGAUCAUCGCCAACCACCAUAUGCAGUCCAUCUCCUUCGCCUCCGGUGGGGACAUGGAUACCACGGAUUACGUCGCCUAUGUGGCCAAGGACCCCAUCAACCAGAGAGCCUGCCACAUCCUGGAGUGCUGCGAGGGGCUGGCGCAGAGCGUGAUCAGCACGGUGGGCCAGGCCUUCGAGCUGCGCUUCAAGCAGUACCUGCACAGCCCCCCCAAGGUGGUGGUACCCCCAGAGAGGGCGCUGGCUGCAGAGGAGUCAGCCUGGGGCGAGGAUGAGGAGGGGGCAGCAGAGCACGAUUACUACAACAGCAUCCCGGGGAAGGAGCCGCCUCCAGGGGGCCUGGUGGACUCCCGGCUCCGCCACAUCCGCGCUCAGCCCUCCAGCUCCAUCCCCUGCAGCCAGGGUGGGUCAGCAGCCAGACGAGACCCGAGCAGCCACCUGGGGCCACCCUGGGACGUGGAGAGCCAGGGCCAGCCCUGUGAUGGGUACCUGCAGGCUGACAGCCACACCCUGGGGCCACGGGAAUACGAGGAGCACAUGUACGUGAACACACAGAGCCUGGACACCUGGGAGCCCGAGCUGGUGGCUCAAGGGGCAGCAGAGGAGAGCCCCAAGAAGGAUCUGUUUGACAUGAGGCCCUUCGAGGAUGCCCUAAAGCUCCACGAGUGCAUUGCAGGGGGUGCCAGCAGCCCCCCCAUCGAGGACCAGUGGCCGAGCCCCCCGACAAGGAAAGCCCCCAUCGCCCCCACGGAGGAGCAGCUGCGGAAGGAGCCCUGGUACCACGGCAGGAUGAGCAGGAGGGACGCCGAGAGGCUGCUGCAGAUGGACGGGGAUUUCCUGGUGCGGGACAGCCUCACCAACCCCGGGCAGUACGUGCUGACAGGAAUGCACAGCGGGCAGCCCAAGCACCUCCUGCUGGUGGAUCCCGAGGGAGUGGUGAGGACCAAGGACGUGCUGUUCGAGAGCAUCAGCCAUCUCAUCAGCCACCACCGGCAGAACGAGCAGCCCAUCGUGGCAGCCGAGAGCGAGCUGCACCUGCGCCAGGUUGUGCAGAGGAAGCAGUGAUGCCAAGGGGGUACGUGAGCCCCCGACCUGCUCCCCCGGCUCUGGACUCACCCCAGGGCAAAACUGGGGUCUCUUUGUGCUCCCCCUCUCCAGUUGUGCCUGGAUUUUGAGGUUUGGGGUCAGGCUCCCCGUUUUCCUCCCCAGUGAGGCUGGGUGGUGCCUGGCCCUGCAGGUUCUCCCUGGCUGCUGCCUACCUCCAUCACCUGCACGGGGUGCCCUGCCCAGCUGGACACACAGAGGUUUAAUUCCACACCUACAGGUGAAAAACACUCUUGGGGUGGGAGCUGCUCAGUGGCCUCAGCAGGAGGGACAGAGCCUGAAGCCACCUCAGGCAGGGCUGUCCCCACUUGCCCCAGCACUGCAGUGGGGCUGGUGGAUGUUGCUGCAGCCCCUGGCUUGGCUCUGCCUGUGGGGCCAGGCACAACAAUCUCUUGGACGCUGCUGUUGGAUGUUCCUGUUGGGGACGUCCCUUUUCAGCUGGAUUCUCCCAGGAGUGGCUGCCACAGGAUGCUCCAUGUGGCCCCAAGACCCUGCAGCCAGACCAGGGCCAGGAUGGAGCUCACGAGGGCUCACAAGGUGUCUCAUGGCCAGCUCAGGGGCUUUGCCAGGUUUUUGUGCCAUCACAGCCCCCUUUACCCGCCCUGUGUCUGGUGCUGGGCACGGGUUUGUGCUUUGGAAUACAUUUCUAAUUAAACCUGGAGAUGAGCAAGGAGCACAGGUGGUUCAUGCUGGGAGAGGUUUCCAUCACACCAGCUCCUGCCUGGUCUCACCUUGGACAACCCAUCCUGUCCAGUCACACUUGUCCCUGUCCCACAUGGGUCACCCAGUGUCCCCUCUGGGUCACCCAGUGUCCCCCAUGGGUCACUCAGUGUCCCCUAUGGGUCACCCAGUGUCCCCCUGGCUUCAGAGUGGCCUUUGGCACCCAGGGCUGGCCCUGCACGGCCUCUCCUCUUCUCACCUGGCAGCUCCCUGCCCUGCUGGCUCUCCCAACCUGCCUCCACCUGGAGCAGCCACCCCUGGGGUGGCUCUGAGUGGCACAAACCAAGCUGUGACCCACUGUGGGUGACAGCAGAGCCGGAGCUGUGGGUGGGUCUGGCUGUGGCUCCUGUGUCACACACAACUGGGGGGUCCAGCAGGAAUCCUGGCUCUGCUCUGUGUCCCCAGCACCCAUCCUGGGGAGCAGGGUCACCCCAGCACCCUCAGCCCCUCGCUGGGGAUGGCCCCUGCCAGAUCUGGCCGGUGCCAGCCGAGCCAAUGAAUAAAAUGAGCCCCUAAAUAAAGCCCAGUAAUGAAUGUGUAA